This is a messenger RNA of Physella acuta, 2017 nucleotides long. RefSeq names its product putative methyltransferase-like protein 25. Lineage: Eukaryota; Metazoa; Mollusca; Gastropoda; Physidae. The record is from RefSeq and is a predicted model, not a curated record.
GCCUUGAAGAUUACCUAAAUCAACUAGGACUACUAGAUCUAGAUCUAAAUGUCAAACGAAAAUAUGUGGAACCCACAGAUUAGAGGCAACCAAACAUUGAUGGGGAAAAAAUAUAUCGAUAUGCCUAUAAAUCUAGAUCUAUAUUAUUUAAAGUGGAUUCGAAAUGCUAUUAUAAUUUAAAUUACUUUUACUAGGCCUACAAAUAGAUCCUAUAAUUAAAAAAAAUUCGAACUUGGCUUAUUACAACACAUUUUUAUCUGGAUUAUUGAAGAAUAGGUUUUACAAGCCUACCAGUGAAAGAAACAAUGGAUGCAAAGAUAGGAAGAAAUGAGAGACUUGAGCUAGUAAGAAAUUGUAUUGAUAAAAUCUGGUCACAUCUAGAGGGAUACAUUGCCCUUGUGAACACACACGGAGCCGAGUUUAUAACUGAGAGGCACUGGGACAAGUUUGUGCCUAAACCUGUGCAAGACUUUUUGAUGACAUGCAGCUCAGAAGAUCUAGUUACCUUGCCAAUGAAAGGUGUCUCAGCCAGCCCUGGGUCUGAUGAAAAAAUUCUAUGGUUGACAGCUUUUAUAAGACAAUCACACGAGUUAUUUCUGGAGAACCUGGGUGUCCUGACUCCAGUGGAAGACAUAUUAACUGUACCGAACUGCCACACUGAAGAAGACUACCAUGAAAUCGUCUCCGAGUCCAUGUCCAUGAAAAAGUACCACGAAGUUGGCAUCAUGUCAGACACUGUGUCUGCUCUGUACAAGUCUUGUGCUGCUCAUGUGGUGAUAGACUUUGGGAGUGGUAAAGGAUACCUGAGCACUGACUUGGCAAGAAAACACCAGAUACCUGUUGUUGGCCUGGACUCUAGUGACAACAAUACCCACAGUGCUCAGAGGCGGGAUGCCAGACUUGCCAAGAGGUGGAAUAUUUUAACCAAGAAAAAAAGAAAAAAGACUAAGAGUUUCACAAUUGGUACUGACAGUCCAGUGAUAAAAAAUAAAGAACUCUCCUGCAUUAAAAAUAAGAAUGCCAUAAAUUAUAGUAAAACUUGUGAAUGUGAAUCAACCAGCUGUGAGCAGUGUUCUGAGACUGAUAUUUGUGAUCUCCUGGCCGCUCAGAGCUUAAGCAACUCUACAGGUGCUGCUAAAGUAGAGGACCCUGCCGGCACACUGCCUGACGCAGUAACCACAAGCCUGUACGUGCCAGUCACACUGUUUGUUGAUGAAGACCUUCGCCUACAGCAGCUGGUGCAGGAGACCGCAGCACACCUGUACCAGAACAACAGGUGUGGCACCACAUCAAGAUUCUUGUUGACAGGUUUGCACACAUGUGGGAGUUUGGCCGUCACAGCCAUGAGACUGUUCUUGAAAGAUUCCUCCUCUCAAGCACUUUGUUGUGUGGGCUGCUGCUAUCAACUGAUGGAAGAAUCUGGAGAACUGUGUGAUUUUCCUUUGAGCUCUUAUGGUCAAAGUCUUAAGCUCCAUCUUGGGCGUAAUGCCAGAAACUUGGCAUCACAGUCUAUACAGAGGAUACAAGACUCCAAACAGCUCCAGGGCCAUGAUUUCUACUGGCGGGCGCUCCUGAAUAUUCUCCUGACAAAGCUCAGAAUUCCUGUACCAUCCAGGAUCUACGGGAUGCGAAACCUGAUCAAACGGAGUCAGUCUUUCCAUGAUUAUGCCAGAAAGUCAGUUGAAAAGUUGGGGCUCAAUUCUGAUGUGGUGACGGAGGAAUUAAUCAGAGAAACAGAAGAAGAGCACAAAGGUGUUCAGCACAUGAUGGCAGCAUUUUUUCAGCUCAAGCUUGUCCUCUCACCUGUGAUUGAAGCUUUGAUUCUACUUGAUCGGCUCCUGUAUCUGUUGGAGCAGGAAAAAGUACGGAGUGCCUUUUUGGUGAAGCUUUUUGAACCAGUCACAUCACCUCGAUGCUAUGCUAUUAUUUCUUUAAAAGAAGAUUUGUGAUUAAUAUAUGUUGGCAUUAAUCCAUUUAAAACAAUCAAAAUGAAUUAAAAUGUGUUAUUACUUUGUUG